CACUGGUGCGUAAUGGUGCACGACUGGACGGCAGAUGUUUCACCAGCGGGACACUCUGUCUCUGCACACUUUAUUUGAACCCUUCCAAGUUUUUUUUUUUUUUUUUUUCCCCUUCAGCGUAGGCGUGCGUUAACUCGGUGUCCUGCCUUUUUAAAAGUUAUCUAAGGAAGGAAGAGGAGAUAAAGAAAGAAAGAAAAAAAAAGAAAAGAAGUGGACUACUUCUUCCAAAACCGUCCCGGUUUUUACCGGGGAGUUGUCGUCAUCAGCACCCCAGAUAUCCCCCCUCUCCAGCUCCCUAAAUGGAUGGGGCAGUCUUGGUCUAUGCAGUUCAACGCAGGCCAAAAGAUUGGAAACAACUUGUGAGUAUCCGUCAGUUUGGCGUCUAAGAGGGGAAACGCUCAGAAAUGCCCGGCCGCCCCGCUGGAGCUCAGCUCUGAGGACUUUUUUCUCCUGCAGUUUGUGCGUUUUUCAGGAGGAAGGACUCUGCUCAGAGUUUACAACAGAAAGGAAAAGUUAGCGCUGAAGUGGCAGCUCUCACAACACAAGCCCUCGCUAUGGAUUCUAUGUAUUUAUUGAUGUGCUUUUCACUCAGUCAAGUCUUUUUGGAGCAUAUUUUGGCUGCAGAGACGCAUGAAAAACUCUCUGGAAAGUUAAGUGAAUAUGGUCUUAUCGUGCCAUUCAGCACAGACUCCCGUGGCCGGUACAUUUCUCACGUGGUCUCUGCUGGAAGUGGAAGUAAAGGUGCUGCUGCCGCCGCCGCCGCCGCUACUGAUGCCACCUCAGCCUUUGGCAGCAGAAGAAGGGUGGCCCGCGGUGCCCCCGAGAUGCCCUCAGUCACCCCUGCCUCGGCUCAGCACUUGUUUUUCAAUGUCACUGUGUUUGGGAAGGAGCUGCACCUCCGCCUGAGGGCCAACAGGAGGCUGGUGGCCCCGCGGGCUUUUGUGGAAUGGCAAGAGGACUUUGAGGAAAAGGCCAAGGAGCGGAUCCACGGGGACUGUGUUUUCACCGGGGACGUGAGCGACAUGCCGGAGGCCUCUGUGGCCAUCAGCAACUGUGACGGACUGGCAGGCCUGAUCCGCACUGAUAAUGGGGAGUUUUUCAUCGAACCCCUCGAGAAGGGCCAGCAGGAUGUGGAAGUGAAGGGGCGUGUCCACGUGGUCUACCGCAGAUCAGCCAUCAAGAGGGAGACGGGCCAGCGGAGGGACGACCUCCACAACGAAGUGGCAGACAUCGGGAUCGCCGACCUCCCGGCGGCUCUGGACCUGGUCGAGCAUAAACUGUCUGAAUCCGAGCGCAAGAGGAGGCACGCCAAGAAGGACGACUACAACAUCGAGGUGCUGCUGGCCGUGGAUGACUCGGUGGUGCGCUUCCACGGCAAGGAGCACGUGCAGAAUUACGUUCUCACGCUCAUGAACAUCGUUGAUGAAAUCUAUCACGACGAGUCUCUGGGAACGAACAUCAACAUCGUCCUCGUGCGCAUGAUAAUGGUCGGGUACCGGCAGUCUAUCAGCCUGAUCGAGCGUGGCAACCCAUCUCGCAGCCUCGAGCAGGUGUGCCGAUGGGCCAACACGCAGCAGCGCCGCGACCCCGACCACGCCGAGUACCACGACCACGCCAUCUUCCUCACAAGGCAAGAUUUUGGUCCCGCAGGUAUGCAAGGUUAUGCUCCGGUGACGGGGAUGUGCCACCCACUGAGGAGCUGCACUCUGAACCAUGAGGACGGCUUCUCCUCCGCCUUUGUGGUUGCUCACGAAACCGGCCAUGUGCUAGGCAUGGAGCACGACGGCCAGGGGAACCGCUGUGCUGAUGAGACCAGCAUGGGCAGCAUCAUGGCCCCGCUGGUCCAAGCAGCUUUCCAUCGCUACCACUGGUCUCGCUGCAGCAAGCAGGAGCUCAACAGAUACAUCCACUCCUACGACUGCCUGCUGGAUGAUCCUUUUGAACAUAAGUGGCCCAAGCUUCCCGAGCUCCCCGGGAUAAAUUACUCAAUGGAUGAGCAGUGCCGCUUUGAUUUCGGCGUCGGUUAUAAGAUGUGCACCGCUUUCCGAACCUACGACCCUUGCAAGCAGCUGUGGUGCAGCCACCCUGACAACCAGUACUUUUGCAAAACCAAAAAAGGGCCUCCGGUCGACGGCACUGAAUGUGCACCGGGAAAGUGGUGCUUCAAGGGCCAUUGCAUUUGGAGAUCCAGCCAGGAGCCUCAAGGCCACGAUGGAAGCUGGGGCUCCUGGUCCAAGUUCGGCUCCUGCUCCAGAACGUGUGGAGGGGGCGUUCGCUCCCGCAGCAGGCAGUGCAACAAUCCUCCGCCCGCCUACGGUGGCCGAGACUGCCCCGGCUCUGCCUUCGACUACCAGAUGUGCAACACCGAGGAGUGCGCCGGCCCGUACGAGGACUUCCGCGCUCAGCAGUGCGUCCAGAGGAGCAACAAAUACCACAAAAACAUCAAGCACACCUGGCUGCCGUACGAGCACCCAGAUGAGGCCCGUAAAUGUGAGCUGAGCUGCAAGUCGAAGGAAACGGGAGAGGUGGUGUUCAUGAACCAGGUGAUGCACGACGGGACGCGGUGCAGCUACUCGGAUCCCUUCAGCGUGUGCGCUCGGGGCGAGUGUCUGCACGUCGGCUGCGACAAGGAGGUCGGCUCGUACAAGCAGGAGGACAAAUGUGGAGUGUGUGAGGGGGACAACUCCCACUGCCGCACCGUGAAGCUGACGCUCACCAAGACACCAAAAAAGAACGGUAUGCUGAAAAUGUUCGACAUCCCAAUAGGAGCCCGCCACAUCGUCAUCGAGGAGAAUGAGACGUCCCCUCAUAUAAUCGCUGUGAAGAAUCAAGUGACUGGAAACUUCAUACUGAACGCAAAAAGCGAAGACGCUGAAGCGAAGACCUUCAUCGAGAACGGCUUGCAGUGGGAGUACUCCAUCGACAGCGAGAAGGAGACUCUGAAGACGGCCGGACCUCUGCAUGAAGGCAUCGUGGUUCUGGUCAUUCCUCAGGAAGAAGACGCAAAAGUUAGCUUGACGUACAAGUACAUCAUACACGAGGACCUCUUACCGCUCAUCACCAACAACAACGUGCUGCUGGCUGAACUGGACACGUAUGAGUGGGCGCUGAAGAGCUGGUCCCAGUGCUCCAAGCCCUGUGGCGGAGGUAUACAGUACACCAAGUACGGCUGCAGGAGGAAGAGCGACAGCCGUCUGGUGCAUCGGAACUUCUGUGAAACCAGCAAAAAGCCCAAACCCAUCCGUAAACGCUGCAACAUCCAGGAGUGCAGCCAGCCCACGUGGGUGGUGGAGGACUGGAGCCCCUGCAGCAAGACCUGCGGGAAGCUCGGCUACCAGACCCGGGUGGUGCAGUGCAUGCAGGUGCUCCACAACGGCACCAACAGGGUGGUCCACAGCAAACACUGCACCGACAGCCGACCGGAGAUGAGGAGGGCCUGUAACCACACCGUAUGCCCCGCCCAGUGGAGGACGGGGGCGUGGUCUCAGUGCUCGGUGAGCUGUGGCGAAGGGAUUCAGCAACGGCAGGUGGUCUGCAAGGCCAGCGACAACACCAUCGGAGAGUGCGAGGGCGAGAAGCCGGAGACGGUCCUCAUCUGCAAACUAAGUCCAUGUCCAGGUCAGCCGGAGUCUUCUCUCACUGCUGAAACAGUAGAAAAUUCCACGAUGAAAGACGAAGCUGUGUACCAAAGGGUUCCUGAAAACCCGGUCCAGAAAAUCUCCUCAAAUGAACCUUGUCUGGGGGAUAAAUCGAUUUUCUGCCAAAUGGAGGUCCUGGCCCGCUAUUGUUCCAUCCCUGGAUAUUAUAAGCUUUGUUGUGAGUCUUGUAACAAGAAAGAGAGCCUGACCACACACGUUCCCGACUUCCACAACACCCCGGUGGCCUUCGCUGAAACCGAGACCUCCACCCUUUCUCAUCCUGCCUCACCCAAAACCCCUCCGGUCGCCACCACCCAGACCCCGCCGCAAACCACUAAAGCCGUCAGUCGGUGGCUCCUCUCCACUGCCCCGGUGCCGACCACGGCCGCCGGCGCCGCCGCUCAAGCUUCACCACCGACAGAUGCUGCUCAGCCCCAGAGUCCUACCGGCGACUACUUCCUCACCGCCGGGAAGAGAGAUUCGGGCGCGGGGCAUCUUCUACCUCCAGGGUCGACCCGGCCCACAGCAGACUCCAGUGGAGGUGCCUCUAAAGAGCACAGUCCAAACAGCACUUUAGGCCCAGUCGCUGCCAGGUCAAGAAGGGACAAUUUAGGAUCCGAGAGGGACUCGAGUCACAGAACCCUGUCAGCUCAGAAAUGAAGAGCGAGCGUAAUGUUGUGAACGUGCUGCUCAGUGAGAUGUCUCAAACAUCGGCUCCGGCGCGGUUUCUGAUUCACUCUUGCUGCAGAUAAUGUCUUUUUUUUUUUUUUUACGAUUUAUUUUUUUGUUUCCAUGCCAGUGAACUUAGACCAGACCAGUGAUGGUUACCUCAUCAAAAAACAACCAACUGGAGGGCGAUGUGUGAGCAGCGUCGCUCUGUCCUCUGUGCUUCGAAUAUGAAACGGGAGAAAACAAAAAACAAGUUGUCAAACCGAAGGUGCUGUAAACUAAAACGACUACAAGACGUGUUCAAAAUGUGAUGACUGCAUUGCUACAUUCGUGUUUUUAUCUGUGUACAGUUGUGUAAGCCUGUUUUUUUUUUUUUUCUCUCCUUCAAGUGCAUCAGAACUACUAUUGAACUUGUAUUGUGAACAUGCGGAGAAGGUUACGGAGGUGCAUGUAACUGCUGUGGAUGCUCGAGUGUGCCACUGGAAGAACCGCAAACUAGCGUCCAGAUAGUCCGUUAGCAAGCUGCUAAAUUUACUGAAGACAUUAAAACUGGAGUCAUGCAUUAGACGCCUGCACAAAGACGUCAUUCCUUACUGUCCUGAUCCUAAUUACUGAGCUGCAAAAAUGAUUUUUUUGUUGCUCUGUUUGCUGAUAUCUUUGCCUCCUUUUAUUCGCUCUCUCCUUCAUUUUCCACGUUGCAGUAGCUCCGAUUCAAAGGCGGCUCUCACAUAUUAAGAUGUUUACAUCCAACCAACAGAGGAGUACCUGGAGGUUUCAGCAGAAGGUGCCAGAACCGUGCAUCAAACUUAAAUUUACAGCUCCAAACAGCAUUUUAAAGCUGUCAUGUUGGCAAAAUAUUGUAAUUUUACAAUUUUUCCGCCCAUGUUUUAGACCAAACAAUUCAUUAAAAAGUCAUCAGGUUGAUUGUUUUCACGCUUCCAGUCUGAGCUCAUAUUGACCAUACUAACCAGGAGAGGUCUCUUUGUCUUCUGAGCCGACAGGACAACAGCGAGAGAAACGUCAAACUGUUCCUUUCAUGCUAGUUUAAUGAAUGUGCUUGUGAUGUUUCUUUGAAUAAUUUAUCAGGCUGUCAGUUAAUUAUAAUCAAUCACUUGUUAAUUACUCCAGUGGCACACUCCAGACUUCAUGGUCAUCACUCCUGGCAGGGAGCUUCAUGGCUUCUCUGUCCCCCGGUGCUCUUUUUCUUUUUGUUUUGUUUUUGUUGUUGUCCAAAUCGAACAUUCUCACUGAAAAAAAAAAAAAAAAAAAGAAAAAAUCAGGACUGUUUGCAAGCCAACGCCACUGUAGCAUGCCCUCUGUCUGUCUGUCUGUCUGUCUUCGUGGAAGUCAGUCCCCUAACGCUUUAAGAACAGAAAAGAUUUCAUAAAAAAACAUUCUGAUAUAUAUUUGUUUUUGUAACUGAUACGUCUUUUUUUUCAGAUAAUAAUGUAUAUAGUGUAAAUUACAAGUUAUGAGAAGUUGUACACGUUGCAGUCGGAGAACACCGGCGAUGCUGGACGUCUGCAGACCGCUUCGGUCGCGCCGUCACCGCGUUCCCGCGUCGCCGGUCAUAACGCCAUUAUGUUCAUUGUAUAGUUCUUGUAUAUACGUACGUGAAUGAAAGCUUUAAAUGUUAAUAUUUAUUGAAUUUUUAAGUGGUAUGGUGAAAAAAGUAAAAACACAUUUGAAAGAACGGAGA
Stegastes partitus (bicolor damselfish) is the source of this 6006-nucleotide messenger RNA. RefSeq names its product ADAM metallopeptidase with thrombospondin type 1 motif, 14 (gene adamts14). Gene Ontology annotation, molecular function: metalloendopeptidase activity. Gene Ontology annotation, cellular component: extracellular matrix. Bases 555 to 4298 code for a protein of 1247 amino acids. Gene Ontology annotation, biological process: proteolysis; extracellular matrix organization. The transcript has 22 exons. NCBI's taxonomy places the organism in Eukaryota, Metazoa, Chordata, Actinopteri, Pomacentridae. The record is from RefSeq and is a predicted model, not a curated record.